GCUGACUAAUGCUAUGUUAAAUUAUAUUGGUGUAAAAAAAAGACUUUUCUUAUACAGAUAAAGAUUAUAAAGAUCAAUUUGGACAAUUUCGCGGGGCAUUUCAGCGGCCAAGAGAAGAUCUCCCUGUGAUGCCUCAUAUGUGCGCAACAGGUUCGGCAACAUAGGCAAUAUUUAAUGGUAUUAACUCCAAUCAACGUAGGAGGAAGAAGCAUGUUGUCACCAUUUUGGUGCAUAAGCAUCGAGCAGGAGAUCAACUCAUGGGAUGUAGCGGAUGCAGAGUCAGGUUCAACUUUGGAAAGGUGCUCUCCAAAGUCUCAGUGUUCUUUACCAUGGUCCUAAUCUUUACGUACUUCUUCUAUUGCCUAACGGGAUUUUGCAGUUCGGCUCCUAGAGCGUUAUACAGCCAGCAUUUCUCAAACAGGGACUAUGACAUUUCGGACGGUCGCCGCCGCAUGUUGGAGGAUCUACGACCACCUCCGCAUCCUAAUCCCGACGCACCGUCUCGUAACCGCACAGCCUCGGCGGACGCACAGCAGGUGGACGUGGAUGAGCAGCUGCCACAGCAAGUGUUGGACAACGGCAUCCCUGUGUCCAACACUUUCGGGACCAAGAGGUUUCCACAGGCGAUUAUAAUCGGUGUGAAGAAAGGAGGAACCCGCGCCCUGCUGGAGUUUCUCCGCAUCCACCCGGACGUGAGAGCGUUUGGGGCAGAGCCGCACUUCUUUGACAGGUUUUAUGAGAAAGGACUGGAGUGGUACAGGAACCUGAUGCCUCGGACACUUGAUGGGCAGGUCACCAUGGAGAAGACACCCGGCUACUUUGUCACAAAGGAGGCUCCCAGCCGUGUCUGCACAAUGAACUGCCAAACCAAACUAAUUGUGGUAGUCAGAGAUCCGGUAACACGUGCAGUGUCUGACUACACCCAGACACUAUCCAAGAACCCAGGCCUUCCAUCAUUCCAGAGUCUCGCCUUGAAAAACUCCUCCACAGGUCUGAUUGAUACCACGUGGAGCGCUGUGCGCAUUGGCCUCUAUGCCAAGCACCUGGAGAACUGGCUUCAGUACUUUCCUUUGUCUCAUUUUCUGUUUGUUAGCGGUGAGCGGCUAGUAUCCGAUCCGGCCGGCGAGAUGGGCCGGGUUCAAGACUUCUUGGGUCUAAAAAGGGUUAUUUCAGAAAAACAUUUCUACUUCAACCAGACUAAGGGAUUUCCCUGCUUGAAGAAACCAGAGGGCAGCAACAGACCUCGCUGCCUGGGAAAAUCUAAGGGCAGACCUCAUCCACUGAUCCCCUCUGAGGUACUGAAGAGACUCAGAAACUUCUACAGACCCUUCAACCACCGUUUCUAUAAGAUGAGUGGACAAGACUUUGGCUGGGACUAAGAGAGAAGGAUUAUUUCAGCCCAGAUAAAAGUAAAUAUCUUAUAUUCGGUUCAUUUACUGUUUCCACAGUGCUAACAUUCUCAGGGAGAGGUGGAGACUAAGUUUAUUCUCUCUGUGGAAUCAACAUGACAUGUAGCACUCAUGAACUGCCAGUUUUCUUGUAGAGUUGUUGUAGUAGCUGAAAUGGACACGAUGCUGGUAAUAUACAAGUCACGCAGUAAUGACUUGCAUAUUAAACCACACUCUCGUUUAUACAGUUUGUUCUCUCUGUUUGGAUGCAUUCUUCUCUUUUUUUGUACCUUUUACUAUGUUGUUUAUAAGAUGAGCUCAUAUUUAUAGUUUGUGUUUAUAUAAAACAUUUAUAUUUUCUAUUUUAUGAAAGAAAUAUAUUUAUUACAUGACAAGGCAUUGAUCAUAAUGUCAUAUUCCUACAAUACCUUGAUGCAUUUGUAGCUUAUUGCAUCAACUGUUUCCAAGAACAUUGGAAAACUACAUGAUUAGGUUGAUGUUGCAGAGCAGGGAUCCCCAUCUCCGGUCCUCAAGGCCCAAUGUCCUGCUUCAGCACUCCUGACUCAAAUUAAUGGCUCAUUAGCAGACUUGUGCCGAGCUUGUCAGAAAACCAUUUAAUUUGAAUCAGGUGUGUUGCAGCAAAGACUUGCAGGAUAGUGGGUCAUGAGGACCAGGGUUGGGGACCUCUGUUGUAGAGUAUUUUCCUGUACAUUUCAUUUGGUAUACAAAAUGAUACCUCAUAUAUGAAAUUCAAAAGAUGCAUACACACAUUCCUUUUGUAAAAAAAAAAAUGUAGCUAUGUUUUCCCUCCAAAGCUGCAUUAUAUACUAUUUUUAAUUGCCUUAGACAGUACCGACUAUCAGAUAUUAAUCAUGUGUGGUAAAUUAUUAUGGGAUCAGUGGUUAUUUUAAACCACUUUUAUAACCAACGCACAGCACAAUGAUGUGUAUGA
Molecule: messenger RNA, 2340 nt
Organism: Melanotaenia boesemani (Boeseman's rainbowfish)
Lineage: Eukaryota; Metazoa; Chordata; Actinopteri; Atheriniformes; Melanotaeniidae
Product: heparan sulfate glucosamine 3-O-sulfotransferase 6-like
Exons: 2
Coding region: 258-1379 (373 amino acids)
Molecular function (GO): [heparan sulfate]-glucosamine 3-sulfotransferase activity
Source: RefSeq, a predicted model, not a curated record